GCGUAUUGCUUAACUCUCUUUCCAAUGUUCACUUGUCGUAGGUACGUAUCUGCACACUUACGAUCAAUUAGGCAAAAACAAGCCCCGACUAGGGAAAGAGAACUGACUUUUAGGGCUAUGUGCUGGCCCUAGUACAAAUCAGUACAAGGUUCCGUGAGGCCAACCCCCCACCUCACCACCGAGGUUUCGCCCAACAACCCAAAUCAUAGUUAGCUGCCUCGAACACCCUUCUACAGGGAUUAUAGUCAGUGCCUCACAAGUCACGACCACACAUAUUUUGCUCUCUUACUGUCACAGAGAGACCAAAACCCCACUACAACAUCUCAUGGCCAUGAGUCUCCCCAGUCCAAAUCAUAGAUAGAGCCUCUCACAGCCACUUGGCAACUAGCAGGGCCUCACCUGUCACCUAUUAUCUAAGGUCUUCGCCACUAGUUAGCAAGCCAGUUCUACACAAAGGAUGAUAUUGUCAGCUUUUAGAAAUAUACUCAUUGCUUUUUUCUUCACAGGAUGUCACAAGAAUCAAAUCCAGGAUAUCCCCACCAGGCCCAGCACACCCUUCAGACCAGGGCCCCCCACAGAAUUCCUUGUUCUAGCUACCCCCGGGUUCCUGACAUCAUGGACCAUACCAAAAUUAGUGGCAGAGCUACAUCAUGGAAGUAUCCCUUUUCCCGGCUUUGGGUAGGAAGGCAGAACUCUACAAAUUGCUAACCGCUUAGUCCUGUGAUCUCAGACCCGGCAGAAGUUCACAGGGGCCCCGCUCCAGGGGAAACGCAAGACACUUUGUCUUCUAUCCUGUCGACCCUACAGGCCUUAAAUGAAAGACUGUCAAAACUAGAAACAGCCAUCUCUACUCCAUGCAACCCACGUGGCCCAUCAGUUACAGUACAAGCAACCCUAAACACACAGGGUAGCAAAAUCAAUACCCCCCUCCCACCACAUCACACACAAUUUCCCUUGCUCACUCGGUUCCAUCUUCUAUUAAAAAAUACUUUUUGGAUGGCAAAGACGUCAACCUGGUCUCCCUCCUUAUCUCUUCGCAGAACAUUCUAGAAAAUAGAGCAUUUGAUUAUGGAGAUAUUUCAGUGGUUCCCAAAACUAGAGACACACGAUGAAACAAAAAAUGUUCUAUCCCCGAAUUCGUCAUCGCCUUCGGUAUAUACAUGGAUGUCAUCUGCUCUGUAUACCCCCAAAGGCGGGAGGAAUUUGACCUCUAUCUGCCCAAGGUGGUGGACUUAGGGCUUAAAUAUGCGGGCUUCACCUUUUUAUGACUACAAGAAGUCAGUGUCAGCCAAAUCAGCAGUACAUCUGGCCCAGUUCAACAUCCGAAUAGACUGGAGUCAACUGGACACAGAACUGUUCUGCUGACAUUUUGCAGCAUGAAGUCCCCAUCCUGUACAGUAGACAUGUGCAAUUUGUUUUGGUCCGAAUUUAAAUUUGGAUGAAUUUCGGCAAUUCGGACAUUCGGAUGCUUCCGAAUGUCCAAAUUGGCGAAUUGCCGAAUUUCCAACGUGCCGAACCGAAUUGCCAAAGUGUCAAAUUUCGGAAAUGCCAAAAUGCUUCCGAUUUCUGAAAAGUUGCAAAACAGAAGAGGGAGGGAAACUUAAAGGAAUGAUGACAGGAAUCUAAUCCUAACUCUAAUCCUAACCUUCAUCCUAACCCUACUCCAAACCCUACUCUUACCCCUAACUCCACCAACUUGUGCCCCUGCAAAGCAGACCCCUCCACAUCCCACCCCACUAUUAACCCAACAGUCAAGACAAAGGGCAAAGGGAUAAGCUUGGCAGGCCUAUAGUAUUCCUUGGCAAGGUACAAGUGUGCAACAAUUUUAAUGCCGGCACAUGCAAUUACAGUGCAUGCAGGCUGUUGCACAUAUGCUCAAUCUGCUUUAGAGCACACACAAAGUCCAUGUGCACCUCCAAGCUUUUCCCAAAGAAAUGACUAACGGAGGUCAAUAUCGAUGCACUGGCCUACCACCUAUGCACUCACCCCUCCCCUCACCUGGUGGAUUUUUUGGUGUCAGGGUUCUCUUAUGGUUUUCACACAGGUCUUCUUGCACUCACCUCAGGCACUUUGGAAUGCCCAAACUUCCUAUCAGCUUCCAAUGAUCCAACUACAGUGGAUAAAUUGUUACUCAAAGAAACCCAGGCAGGUUUUAAGAUAGGACUGUUUGGCGUACAAAUCCUAUUGGGGUGGUUACCAAUAAAUCUUCCAAUAAAAAACGAUUGAUUAUAGAUUUCUCUGCUCCUUAUUCCUCUCACAACCCCAGCAUCAAUUCACUAAUACAUGCUGAAGAGUUCUACUGCCACCAUGCCAAAGUAGACAAUGCCAUACAAGCCACACACUCAGGCAGUCGAGCAUAAGUAAGACUGAUAUAACCAACGCAUUAAAACGUCUACCAAUCCAGGAAAGGAGGGGUCAUGAUGUAAUGACGUUGUGACGGAAGAGGAUGGGCAUCCGCUAUAGAUUGGAACAGCCCAACGACCGCUUGAACUAUCUCCCCGACCUACUCUCCCUCAUGGCGUUUUCGUCCAAGCCUUAACCAGCUGCGGCAAGACUUUGGAUACUAUUUGAUGAUAACUCUGGCUACCUGGCUCCUUGAGCUCCCGACCAUACUAACCUCCAGCACGGUCUCCCUUCUAACAGCUACUAAACAAGCUGUGGGGCAGCGUGUGACCCAGCCGGUAAGAAUAUUUUGCUGGGAACGCCAAUCACCGCACGGCAAGCUUGAUUCAAUCACUCUAUCUCCUCCCAUUGACAACGUUGCACUGUACAGCAGCUAA
This is a messenger RNA of Pelobates cultripes (western spadefoot toad), 2780 nucleotides long. Lineage: Eukaryota; Metazoa; Chordata; Amphibia; Anura; Pelobatidae. The record is from the annotation of a GenBank genome assembly.